Messenger RNA from Miscanthus lutarioriparius, 702 nucleotides. The record is from the annotation of a GenBank genome assembly. NCBI's taxonomy places the organism in Eukaryota, Viridiplantae, Streptophyta, Magnoliopsida, Poales, Poaceae.
AUGGAGCUUGAAGCCGCUCCUGAUGAUGAAGUAUUCAGUUCAAAUGAUGAGAUGCGGACGUUGUGGCCUCUGGGACAAGUAGACCCAAAGAGUGCGAGGUUCCCUUGUUGCAUCGUGUGGACUCCUCUCCCGGUAGUUUCCUGGCUGGCUCCCUACAUAGGGCACGUGGGGAUUGCCCGAGAGGAUGGAACUGUUUUGGACUUUGCAGGUUCGAAUUUAGUGAGUGUGGAUGAUCUUGCUUAUGGUUCUGUCGCCAGAUGCCUGCAGCUUGACAGGGCAAAGUGCUGCUUCCCUGCCAACAUGGCGGCACACGUGUGCGCGAGGUCCCACGAGCACUCGGAGGCCGGGACGGCGAUCUCGUGGGACGACGUGCUGCGGUCGGGGGCGCAGCGCUUCGAGCACAAGUGCUACAACCUCUUCACCUGCAACAGCCACUCGUUCGUGGCCGACUGCCUGAACCGGCUCGCCUACGGUGGCUCCGUAGGGUGGAACGUGCUGAACCUGGCCGCGCUCGUCUGGCUGCGCGGCCGGUGGCUGAACCCCAUGGCCGCCGUCCGGUCCUUCCUCCCGUUCGCCGCCGUCUCCUGCGUCGGCGUCCUGAUGGCCGGCUGGUCCUUCCUCCUGGGCAUGGCCGCGUUCACGCUGCUCCUGCUCGGCUGGUUCGUGCUCGGCGUCUACUGCAUGAAGGGCCUCGUCGGCUGA